Messenger RNA from Phaethon lepturus (White-tailed tropicbird), 1086 nucleotides. Its product is annotated as transient receptor potential cation channel subfamily M member 3-like. The transcript has 6 exons. Lineage: Eukaryota; Metazoa; Chordata; Aves; Phaethontiformes; Phaethontidae. Gene Ontology annotation, biological process: monoatomic cation transmembrane transport. The annotation marks the transcript as partial. Gene Ontology annotation, molecular function: monoatomic cation channel activity. The record is from RefSeq and is a predicted model, not a curated record.
AUGCAGAGUCUUUUAUAUUCUUUGGAUCAGAAACCCACUACAAAGCGUAAACUGACAAUGAAGACACAUCCUCUAGUCAGUGUAAAGAGUGGGCCAAGCCCUUCCCUGGCAAGAUUCCCGACUGCAGGUGAAACUCCUGGUGAAACUUCUGAAUGCAGUUCUGGCAGACCCAUAUUGACCAAGUCUGGAGCUGAGGGCAAGGUGGUCCCUGUCUGGAGGAAGCAGGGAGCUGGGGUGGCUGUUCCUCCGGCCAGGAGCCCGACCGCCACUCCCCCGUGCUGUGCCAAGCGAAGUGGAGAAGGGCAGUUGUCCACGGGACAGUGCAGAGGAGGCAGCACCGUGCUUGCCCUUGGUUUAGUGAAUGAAGGUGGUUCCAAACAGGAUGGCCCACAGGAGAUACCUAGAUGCGAGGAGCCUCCAGGAGAAGAGACGGGAGGAGAUGGUGGAGAAGCACAGAGGGGUGCACAGAAAUCAUGGAUAGAAAGAGCAUUUUACAAGAGAGAAUGUGUUCAUAUCAUACCCAGCACCAAAGACCCCCAUAGGUGUUGCUGUGGGCGUCUAAUAGGUCAACAUGUUGGACUGACUCCAAGCAUCUCCAUUAUUCAGAAUGAGAAGAAUGAAGGCAGGCUUACUCGCAAUGACAUCCAGUCGGAGAAGUGGUCCAUCAGUAAGCACACACAGCUCAGCCCAACGGACGCUUUUGGAACCAUUGAGUUCCAAGGAGGAGGCCACUCCAAUAAAGCCAUGUAUGUACGUGUGUCUUUUGACACAAAGCCUGACCUUCUGUUGCAUCUGAUGACCAAAGAGUGGCAGCUUGAGCUCCCUAAACUUCUCAUCUCUGUACACGGGGGCCUUCAGAAUUUUGAACUUCAGCCAAAACUCAAGCAAGUCUUUGGAAAAGGCCUCAUUAAGGCUGCUAUGACAACUGGAGCAUGGAUAUUCACUGGAGGAGUAAACACAGGAGUCAUUCGGCAUGUUGGAGAUGCACUGAAAGAUCAUGCCUCAAAAUCUCGAGGGAAGAUCUGCACCAUUGGUAUAGCUCCCUGGGGGAUUGUGGAAAAUCAAGAGGAUCUGAUUGGCAAAGAU